CUUCUGCCGUCUGCAUAUGUCACUUAUUUUACAGCCACAAAAUCACUAAACAAAACAGUCAAACAGACAAGACUGAGAUAGAGAUGCCUAUAUACUCUGUUAACAUAAAAAUGCAAAAAGGUGUUACUUUCCCUCUCACAAAACGAAUCUCUUAACCUUAGCCCUUCAAUUCAUGGAGAAUCCUUCCAGCAAACUACAUAUCAAGGAGGAGAUGGAAUUAAGUACCUUGGUUAGCAAUGGUCGCUUGGAUCUGCAUGGUAGGAUUGCUGACAAACAAACAACUGGAGGAUGGAAGGCAUCGCCCUUUAUCAUAGUGAACGAAGUGACAGAGAGGUUGGCAUUCUUUUCAAUUGCAGUGAACAUGGUGGCUUACUUGUUUUCCGAAAUGCAUCAAUCACUUCCGGAUGCUGCUACCCAUGUCACGGAUUGGAUUGGAGCUGCCUAUGUCCUCACCCUUCUAGGAGCCUUUCUAGCAGAUGCUUACUUGGGUCGCUUCAGAACCAUCCUUAUUUUCUCUGCUGUCUAUGCUGCGGGGAUGAUUUUGCUGACAGUUUCAGCUUCUCUAGACAGCUUACGCCCGGAUAAAUGCAUUGUGAAACCAUGUAAACAAGCAAGCCAAGGCCAAACAGCAUUCCUGUACGGAGCACUUGCCCUGAUUGCUUUAGGUACUGGUGGAAUCAAGCCUUGUGUGUCCUCGUUUGGAGCAGACCAAUUCGAUGAGGGAGAUGAGAAAGAAGUCCAAAAGAAAUUCGCUUUCUUCAACUGGUUCUUCUUCGCCAUCAACAUGGGUGCCCUCCUUGGAAUAACCGUUCUAGUUUACACCCAAGAGAAAUUAGGCUGGGGUUGGGGUUUUGGAAUACCCACAGGUGCCACAUUUGCCUCUAUCAUUGUCCUACUAGCUGGUGUCCGGUAUUACCGUUAUCAAAAGCCAAUGGGAAGCCCUUUCACCAGGUUCCUUCAAGUUAUAGUAGCCUCCAUUAGAAAUCACCAAAGAGGAAUCUCAGUAGGAUCAGAAACUCCUCUCUAUGAGGUCCAAACCACGCAGUCCGAUAUAAUUGGCGCUCGCAAGCUUCCUCACACUCCACAAUACAGGUUUUUUGAUAAAGCAGCAGUGGUGAUCACAGAAGGGGAAACUCACACUCACAGAAGCAACCGCUGGCGCAUAUGCACAGUGACACAGGUGGAGGAGUUGAAAUCCUUCAUCAGAGUCCUUCCGGUGUGGGCUUCCACCAUCGCCCUCUCCGUUUCCUUCGCUCAGCUCUCAACCUUCUUCAUAAGCCAAGCCAACAUCACAGACCGAAGACUCGGAGACAGCUUCAAAAUCCCCGCCGGCUCCGUACCGGUGUUCAGCGCCGUCAACGCCCUCCUCCUCGUCCCCCUCUACGAGAAAUUCAUCGUCCCAUUCCUCCGCAACCGCUACGGCCACCCGCGCGGAAUAACGUCACUGCAGCGAAUGGGCGUCGGACUCUUCAUCUCCAUCUUCGCCAUGGCUUCGGCGGCGCUGGUGGAGAAGAAAAGACGUGAACACUACGCGCAGCCGUUCAGCAUGAGCGUGUUCUGGUUGCUGCCGCAAUUCUUUCUGAUGGGGAGUGCAGAGGUGUUCACUUACGUGGGGCAGUUGGAGUUUUUCUAUGAUGAGGCGACGGAUGGGACGAGGAGUAUUAGUAGUGCGAUGUUUCUGGCGGAGAUUGGGAUCGGAAGCUGGCUGAGCACGGCGUUGGUGAAGAUUGUUGAAGGUGCUAGUGGUGGACAGCAGAGAGGGUGGCUAAGGAAUGAUCUGAAUAGCAGUAAGUUGGACUAUUUUUACUGGAUUUUGACUGGUGUUAAUGUGAUCAAUUUCUUGGUUUAUUUGGCGGCGGCGCGUUGUUUCAGAGGGAAAGGAGCACUUGCACAAGUGAGGGAUGAGGAUGAGAGCAUGGUGAAAUUCAAUGGAGUCUCUCUCUGAGCCACCAAGCACACCAUGAAGGGGGAAUUUAAAUCUGAUUAUUUCUUUUUUUUCUGCAAAAUAAAAUUUCUGUGUGUAGGUCUCUGCUUUAUGUAGUCUUCAUUGCAAUUCUUAACAAAUUAUGAAACACCAUAUAUAAAUUCAUCAAUCUAGAUUCAUUCAGUUUAUAAAUCAUGUAAAUGUUGAUUUUUCAACACAUUGUUCUGUACUCAGUUUGCAUUUUUUUUUUUAUAUAUAUAUCUCCCUUUUCUUUGUCAAAAGUUCUUAUA
Molecule: messenger RNA, 2214 nt
Organism: Lotus japonicus
Lineage: Eukaryota; Viridiplantae; Streptophyta; Magnoliopsida; Fabales; Fabaceae
Product: protein NRT1/ PTR FAMILY 8.2-like
Exons: 5
Coding region: 173-1945 (590 amino acids)
Biological process (GO): transmembrane transport; oligopeptide transport
Cellular component (GO): membrane
Molecular function (GO): transmembrane transporter activity
Source: RefSeq, a predicted model, not a curated record